GCAUUUCCAACAUAUCAGUCGCCACCUUUUGCUCUCUAACUCCGUCAUAACGGUCGCUACCGCGAACUCAACCGAACCCCUCACCCCCCGCCCUUCCAUUUCGCCUCUCUCUCUCUCUCUCUCUCUCUCUAUCACUCCGACUGCCUCUCUGUGGGAGCAUUUCUCCGUCUGAAGCCCUAACCCAGAAAUCGGAAAAAUAGCAGUCCUAUGGUCCUGAGCAUUAUUUUUCUGCAGGAGAAGAUAAUUUGAGGCAGUAGUAGGAAAUCAUCAUGGGAUCGGCUUGCUGUGUUGCCGCUAGAGAUCGAAACAUUCCCAACCGAACUGCAACUGAAGCUUUGCAAAGGAGUGUUUUAUAUUCACCAUCUUGGAGCUUCCGAUGGGAAAACCGAAGGCGUGUAGCUGGUGAAAUUGAUAAUAUAUCAUCUGAGUUCUCCCAUGGAAUUAGUAGCUAUAGCAAUAUGCAGGUGAAGAAACCCAUUAGUUCGCUGAGUUGCAAUACUUCUGAUAGGGGAGACCAGGUGGAGAACUUGGGUACACCAGCCAGUCACUCCUUCCCAGCUCAUGAAGGAGUUGAUGCCAAUUCUAUGACUCCAUUCUCAGAUAGAUGCACAGACAUAUCCGCAGAAAGCAAUUGCUCUGUAGAGGUGAAAAAUGCAGCGGAUUCGCUUGGAAAUGUUGAGUCCCUCACCCCAAAGAUUUCAUUUUCUGCCACAAUGCCUUCGUCAUUCUCAACGCCCACCGCAGACCAUUUAUCCCCUCAAAAUCAUGCAAUACCUCCUCAUUCCACACCAUCACGUCGGGUCCGCGAUUCACCUGGAAGGCAAUUGCUGAGGCAGAUCUCUGACAGUAGAAUUUUGAAAAUGAAAUCUCCUCGUACUAACUCAGUUUCUGAAGGAAGAUCAUCAUCCUUUGCACUCUCAACUUGCAGUCAUGACUUCAUGGCAGGGUCCCAGGGCAGCUUCUCUGAUUGUUGGUCCAUGCAGACCUUCUCUGAGCUCGUCUCCUCUCAGAGACAUAGGUGGUCCUUUGAAAGUGAGCAGUCCAGUGAUAGGCUUUCAUGUUCACCUUCCUCCGACUUGCGGACCUGUGAGGUUUGCAGAAAGCUCUUGAAGGAGAAAAUAGAUCGGAGCGAUUGUUACUCGAUAGUUGCUGUUCUAGUCUGUGGACAUUUCUUCCACGCUGAGUGCUUGGACCGAAUGACUAAGGAAGCAGAUAAGUAUGACCCGGUUUGCCCCAUCUGUACAUUUGGAGAAAAGCGAGCUUUAAAGAUGUCAAAGAAAGCUUCAAAAGCUGAGGCAAGGAGGCUCAAGACGCUGAAAAAUCGUGUCGUGGAUAGCUGUUUCAGCGGAGAGUUAGAUUUUUCCGAUCACCAUGAAGCGAAAGUUCCUAAGUUAGGAGCGAGUUCCAGUUCGAGGAAGCCGUUUUUAACUCGACACUUCUCGCUCGGGUCAAAGUGGGGCAGGUCCUUGUCGGAAAAUGACACUAACAGAAAGAAGAGUUUCUGGUCCAGAUAUCGCAAGAAUUAAGGAGUAUUCACAGUGAACGAGCACAAAGGAGGCUGGAUGGGCAUCCAACUUGGAGCCCCGAUGUAGCGGCUUCACCUGUAUCACCUUGGGUUGCAGUAACUCCAACUACACCCCGUCAUCCUAACUCAGGCUGAGGGUAGUUUUGGCCUUUCUCUGGUUGCAUGUUUUCCGUAACUUGUAGUGCGGCUAUUGUAAUAAAACAGUCAUUCACUAAUCUGCCUACUCUACUGGGAGUUCUUAUUCUCUUCCGGCCAGUAGGACUCCACUUGGUUCGGGCAGCCUCCUAUGGUCCGUCCCUAAUGAUCUAAUGUAAUUAGUUAGCUGAAUAUCACAUUGAGCUUUUGGAGAGAGAG
Messenger RNA from Punica granatum (pomegranate), 1879 nucleotides. The record is from RefSeq and is a predicted model, not a curated record. NCBI's taxonomy places the organism in Eukaryota, Viridiplantae, Streptophyta, Magnoliopsida, Myrtales, Lythraceae.